Molecule: messenger RNA, 4083 nt
Organism: Tribolium castaneum (red flour beetle)
Lineage: Eukaryota; Metazoa; Arthropoda; Insecta; Coleoptera; Tenebrionidae
Gene: tn
Product: thin
Exons: 7
Coding region: 290-3997 (1235 amino acids)
Biological process (GO): negative regulation of translation; protein polyubiquitination; proteasome-mediated ubiquitin-dependent protein catabolic process
Molecular function (GO): translation repressor activity; protein binding; ubiquitin protein ligase activity
Source: RefSeq, a predicted model, not a curated record
UCUCGAAUCUAUUUAGACAAGCUUAGAGUGGAGUUGGCAGAGAAUUCGUAAGAGCGUCUCGCUGCGAAAUCACCUGCAGUCCAUCUAGUGCUUGCCGGCAAUUGCCAACGACCACCACAGUGAAUCAAAAAAGCACACCAACCUCCAACAUACUCGCCACAAGUGAAUCCUUCGACAUACAGUGGGGUUUAGUGAAUUCCAAAACUAUCGCAAAGGGGCCGAGUUAGUGGCUAGGGCCCUGCGGGGCCUCGGAUGAACUUUGGAAGCCCAGCAAACAGCCGACUGAAAAAUGGAACAAUUCGAGCAACUUUUAACAUGUGCCAUUUGUCUGGACCGCUACCGCAACCCCAAGCUGUUGCCAUGCCAGCACAGCUUCUGCAUGGAACCAUGUCUGGAGGGCUUGGUGGAUUACGUCCGGAGACAGGUGAAGUGUCCGGAAUGCCGAGCGGAACACCGCAUCCCCUAUCAGGGGGUGCAGGGUUUCCCGACCAACGUCACCCUUCAAAGAUUCCUGGAGCUUCAUAUUGAAAUAACUGGCGAACUCCCGGAUCCAACAAGUGGCCAAGUUAUGGAACGAUGUAACGUUUGCUCAGAAAAGGCGUAUUGUAGUUUUUGUUCCCACUGUGAUAAGAAAAUCUGUGAAGAAUGCAAGGGAGCGCACAUGGAAAUCCUCCGGCGGGAGAUCUCCCGGAUUAACAACCAGAUCCGGCGAGGCAUUCAUAGGUUACAAGACACUUUGUCUCUAGUCGAGAAAAACACCCAAAGUAUUCAAUCGAACUGCUCGUCGGUGAGCGAAGAAGUCGAGGAGAUUUACCGGAGGCUCUCCAAAGCCCUCAAAGACCGGACGGAAUAUUUACGAGGCGAGAUCGAUCGCUAUUUAGGAACGGAAUUAAGGAGUUUGACCAACUUGAAGGAGAACUUGGAGCAAGAGAUAUCCAACAUUUUGAGCAACUGCGACCUGGCCGACAAGCACAUGAACGAGAACGUGGACAUUUGGGACGACUGCGAGCUCAUGGACGCCAAAGAAAUCUUCCUCAAGACAGUCGAAUUCAUCCGGAACUUCGAAUACGAAAACACGGAUUACAGCAGGAAAAUUCGGCUGGUUUUAGCGCACGACCCAAAUCAACUCGUCCUGCACGUCGCCGGCUACGGCGAUCUAAACAUAGCCAAUCAGCACUUUAGUCAAGGCUCGGGCAUGUUGCAACCUCCAGGACCGGGCUUAAUGCGGUCCAAAAGCGACCACCGGCUAGCCUCACAGUUCAGGCAGCAGGAGGAAAGAGGGUAUGAGAGAGGUUACGGCGGCGACCAAGACGAGGCGCUCCUCGGAGGCCGCAAAUUCGGCGAAAGGCCCAAAACGGAGAGAUACGGUGACAGAUACCGUGGCACUGACUACGGCGAAGACUACGAUAACGACUCCAGACCGGCUAGGUCUAGGUACAGCCGCUUCAGGAGGCACGGCCAAGAUAACGACUCCGACGGGGAGCAACCGGGUCGUGGAGUCAGAUUCGAACCGCAGAAGGUUGAGCGGGAGAAGGUCCUGGACACGGAAGACGUGGCCAGAGGCCCCUUGAGCGGCAUCACCCGCCUGGCUGACUCGCCCCGCGUCAUGAAAAAGCUCCAAGAGAACGAAAGCGGCAAAAAGAAGGAAAAGGAGGCUCCUCCACCACCCGCCCCCCAGCCAAAAGUCGUACCAAAGCGGCCCCCGCCCCCCACAAACAGACAAGUAAGCGAAGAAGACGAGAUCGCUAAAAUAAAGAAACAGAAUAAAGGUGCCACCACCUCCACCGAAACAGAGACCCGGCCAGAGCGCACCGAAGAAAGACACUCAGCUCAGAGAAAAACCCCCGCCCCCGAGGCCAUCUCCAGCCCUGAAGAAUCCGACGAAUCUCUCACUUCCUUGCAACAAACACAGCGCAAAACCGCCGCCAGUAAAACAGGCGCGAGACGCGCCUCCGACGCUGGACAUAAAAAAUCCACGCGAUCGGCGAGCUCCGACUCGAACACUUCCACAGAAUCCACAGCUUCCUCAAACGCCAUUCGCACAACCGGGGCCCCGUUCACCACCGAAGAAGUCAAACAGAAGUAUCUCUCACGCGGGAGUGUCGACGCCACUCCCCGAACCCCAACCAAAGAACCAACCAAACCGUUCCAAAGCCGCUUCCUCCACAACAAAACCACGACACCGCCAUCCGCCACCAAAGACGACGACGAGACCGAAACCAGUUCGGAGGAGGAGACGGAAAGUGAGGAGGAAUCCGACGAGGACACCAAAAAACCAGACACCAAAGAAAUGGCGAAGACUGACAUUGGCCCCCUUUUGGCCCGCAGCGCGCACGCGAGGGACGGGAGCGCCGAAAACGCCCGGAAAAGCAGCCGGGACGAAACCUCCACGUACACCAGACCCAGGUACGGGGUCCCGAAGGAGGAAUCGCCCCCGCGGUCGCGCUACGCCCGGCGAACCUCAGGGGCGCAAGACGAGGAGCCCCCCAGGUACGGCUACACGAGCCGCUUCCUCAACAAGAGCAAAAGCUCGGCUGCCAUCCCGCCUGAAGAAGACGACCACAAGUACAGUUCGACGCUUGGCGACGACUCCGACAGUAAAUAUGGGAGCGGGCGGUCGCGCUACAUGGCCCUGAAGGAGCGGAGACAGAGGCUGGCGCGCAGUCGGAGCAGUCAGCAGUUUGGCGACGAAGAGGACGUCGAUGAGCCCAUCUCGCCGACGUCCUGCAACCCGUCCGCGUACUUGGCGUCGCGGGGGUACGGCUCCGCAGCAUCGUCAGGGCACGAUCUUGCGAGAAGUCGCUCCUCGCAUGCGUUGAAGUCGCGCGAUAAUUCGCCUGAUAGGUCGAACGCGACGGAGAAAGAUGGGGCCGCGUUGAGUUCUUGGGCGAGGUAUUUAAAGAACAAGUACGGGAAUAGGAACAGUGGCAAAGAUAAGGAAUCGAGUAGUUCGGUGACACCGUCGAGUAGUUCGACGACGGCGAGGAGACUGUCUCUUGGUCUCCCGCUGAGGUCGUCCACGGAGUUAGGGAGCUCGGACGACGACCAAAAAAACAUGCAAGGCUCCCCCACUACCCCUCCUACAGCAGCUACGGCGGCAGCCGGUAUCGCAGUGGCAGUGGCAGGUACCUCCCCUAGGAGUCAGUACUUGCAGAAAUGCCAACAGCUGUUCGAAAUUGGUAGUCGGGGGAGCGAAGCCGGAUGUUUCACCUGGCCUCGCGGCGUUGCCGUGGGCCCCGAUAACUCCAUCGUAGUCGCGGAUUCCUCCAACCACCGCGUCCAAGUCUUCGACUCAAACGGACGAUUCCUGAAAGAAUUUGGACAAUACGGCAACGGCGAAGGCGAAUUCGACUGUCUUGCAGGCGUUGCCGUCAACAGAAUUGGCCAAUUUAUCAUCGCCGACCGGUACAACCACCGAAUCCAAGUCUUCGACCCUUCGGGACGCUUCUUGCGAGCCUUCGGCAGCCAGGGCACCGCCGACGGCCGCUUCAACUACCCGUGGGGCAUCACCACCGACGCCCUAGGCUUCAUCUACGUGUGUGACAAGGAAAACCACAGAGUGCAGGUUUUCCAGUCCGAUGGUACCUUCGUGGGCAAGUUCGGCUCCAUGGGCAGCAAGGAGGGCCAACUGGAGCAUCCCCACUACAUCGCCGUUUCUAACACGAACAGGGUCGUUGUUUCGGACUCGAACAACCACCGAAUCCAGAUAUUUGACGUGAAUGGCAAAGUCCUGUCCUCCUUCGGGUCCGAGGGCUCGGACGAUGGUCAGUUCAAGUUCCCCAGAGGCGUUGCUGUGGAUGACCAAGGCUACAUUUGCGUUGCUGAUUCCGGAAAUAACAGAAUCCAGAUUUUCCACCCCGAUGGAACAUUUUUGCGUUCAUUCGGUUGUUGGGGCAUCGGCAAAGGCGAGUUCAAGGGCCUUGAAGGUGUCGCAAUGACCCCCAAUGGACACAUACUGGUGUGUGAUCGAGAAAACCACAGGAUACAAGUGUUUUAAAUCAAACCAAUUUAAUAAUCUAAUACUUUUUUCAUUUUAACAGUGUGUUAACGACUUACAAGCAAUAAAUACUUGCAUUUCUCAAA